Molecule: messenger RNA, 3148 nt
Organism: Parus major (Great Tit)
Lineage: Eukaryota; Metazoa; Chordata; Aves; Passeriformes; Paridae
Gene: BCL11B
Product: BAF chromatin remodeling complex subunit BCL11B
Exons: 5
Coding region: 494-3148 (884 amino acids)
Biological process (GO): positive regulation of transcription by RNA polymerase II
Cellular component (GO): nucleus
Molecular function (GO): DNA-binding transcription factor activity; RNA polymerase II cis-regulatory region sequence-specific DNA binding
Source: RefSeq, a predicted model, not a curated record
UUUACUACAGUUUUUUCAAAUUUUUCUUUUUUUUUCUUUUUUCUUUUUUUUCUUUUUCUUUUUUUUUUUUUUUAACCCUCCUGGUGGAAAAGCGCACUUGCCAAUUUGCCAAGCACUCUGGAAAGAGGGAAAGAGAAAAGUGUCACUGGCGGUGCAUAUCCUCCUAAGUUCAAGAAGAGAUCUGGAAGUCCAAGCAGUGGAGAAAAGACAGUGUGUGAAAGAGAAAGAGAAAAAGAGCGAGAAAGAGCUUUUCCUGAUGAUGAUGAUGAUGAUGAUGAUUUUUAAUUGAGAGGGAAUCCCAUCCAGUGCAACACAGCAGCAACAAAAAGGAGGCUUUUUUUUCGUUUUUGAUUUUUUUUUUGAAAGAAGAACUCGAUAAAGAAGAAGAAGAAUAAAGAGGAAAAAAAAAAAAAGAGGAGGAGGAUCGGCCCCCCAACACAUCCCCCCAAACCAGUGCAGCUCUCCAGGCGAUGCCAGUGUAAAUGCCAGGGCAAUGUCCCGUCGCAAGCAGGGAAACCCGCAGCACUUGUCACAAAGAGAGAUUAUCACACCAGAGGCUGACCAUGUGGAACCGGCACUGGCCGACGAGGACGAGAGCCUGGCAAUAGCAGACCCAGGCGGCAUCAGCAUCGCCGCAGGCGGGACAGACCCCGACUUGUUAACCUGUGGACAGUGUCAGAUGAACUUCCCGCUGGGAGACAUCUUGGUUUUUAUAGAGCACAAGAGAAAACAGUGCAAUGGCACUGGUGGUGUCUGCUAUGAAAAGAGCAUGGAUAAGAGCAGCCCUCCCCCCUCCUCACGCGCCGAGCUCAGGAAAGUGUCAGAGCCAGUGGAAAUCGGGAUCCAAGUCACACCCGAUGAAGAAGACCGUCUUCUCACGCCUACAAAAGGAAUUUGCCCCAAGCAGGAGAACAUUGCAGGGCCGUCCAGGCCUGCAAACCUGCCGGGGGCUCCCAUAGCUGCCUCCUCCCACCCUCACACAUCCGUGAUCACGUCACCUCUCCGCGCACUGGCCUCCCUCCCGCCCUGCCUUAGCCUGCCCUGCUGUGGUGCACGUGCAGUCUCAGUUGGCGGGACUCAGACUGAGAUUCAGACUGAGACGUCAGGCACAUUUGGAUGUCAUUGUCAGUUGUCAGGUAAAGAUGAGCCUUCAAGCUAUAUUUGCACAACAUGCAAGCAGCCUUUUAAUAGCGCUUGGUUCUUGCUUCAGCAUGCCCAGAACACACAUGGAUUCCGCAUCUACCUGGAAACAAGCCCUUCAAACAGUUCCCUUACUCCACGCAUCACCAUCCCUCCUCCUCUGGGACCGGAGACUGUUGCACAGUCCCCGCUGAUGAAUUUUCUUGGAGACAACAACCCUUUCAACCUUUUGCGCAUGACAGGACCCAUCUUGCGUGAACACCCUGGCUUUGGUGAGGGUCGGCUCCCAAACACGCCUCCGCUGUUCAGCCCACCGCCUCGUCAUCAUCUGGAUCCACAUCGCCUUAGUGCCGAAGAAAUGGGGUUAGUUGCCCAGCAUCCCAGUGCCUUUGACAGAGUUAUGCGUUUAAACCCCAUGGCAAUUGAGUCCCCAGCGAUGGAUUUCUCCAGAAGGCUUCGAGAGCUGGCAGGAAAUAGUUCCACCCCUCCGCCAGUCUCACCCAGUCGCACCAACCCUAUGCAUCGUCUGUUGAAUCCUUUCCAGCCGAGUCCUAAAUCACCUUUUUUGAGCACCCCACCACUGCCCCCCAUGCCCCCCAGCAGCACUACGCCUCCCCAGCCUCAGGCCAAGAGCAAGUCCUGUGAAUUCUGUGGGAAAACAUUCAAGUUCCAGAGUAACCUUAUCGUGCACCGGCGCAGUCACACAGGAGAAAAGCCCUACAAGUGUCAGCUCUGUGACCAUGCUUGCUCCCAGGCCAGCAAGCUAAAACGCCACAUGAAAACGCAUAUGCAUAAAGCUGGCUCCAUGACGGGCAGGUCAGAUGAUGGACUGUCCACCACUAGUUCCCCUGAGCCAGGCACAAGUGAGCUCACUGGAGAGGGACUGAAAUCCAGUGAGGCAGAUUUCAGGAACGAGAGCGAUCCUUCCCUGGGCCAUGACAAUGAAGAAGAGGAAGAGGAGGAGGAGGAGGAAGAGGAGCUUGAAAAUGAGAGCCGGCCAGAGUCGAGCUUUAGUAUGGACUCAGAGCUGAGUCGUAACCGAGAAAACGGCUCCAAGUCGCUGCCAGAUGAGAAAUCCCUCGUUCUGGGAAAAGUCAUCGAGAAUGUAAGUCUAGGUGCCAUUCAGCAAUAUAACGACAUGUUAGCUGAGAAACAGAAGAGGAGUAGCUUCAUGAAAAGGUCCUCUGACCAGCGAGACUUGUGUCCUCGAGACCUCUGUCAGAGAGAUCCGGGCGACGAAGACUCAGUGGUAGGAGAGCUGGACCGCACUGAGGAAGGUACGGUCAAUGGAAGAAACUUUGGCCCGGGUGAACCCUUCCCAAACUUGUUCCCCCGCAAGCCAACACCUAUCACGAGCCCCAGUUUAAACAAUUCCUCUAAAAGAAUAAAGGUAGAGAAAGAUUUGGACUUGCCACCAGCAACGAUAAUACCUUCCGAAAACGUUUACUCCCAGUGGCUGGUAGGGUAUGCAGCAUCGCGGCACUUCAUGAAGGAUCCGUUCCUCGGAUUCACAGACUCCCGACAAUCCCCCUUCGCGACCUCUUCCGAGCACUCAUCGGAGAACGGGAGCCUGCGUUUCUCCACUCCGCCGGGGGACAUGCUGGACGGGGGGCUCUCAGGGCGCAGCGGCACGGCGAGCGGAGGCAGCACCCCCCACAUCAGUGGACCCGGCCCCGGGCGACCCAGUUCGAAGGAAGGACGCAGGAGCGAUACAUGUGAGUACUGUGGCAAGGUCUUUAAGAACUGCAGCAAUUUGACGGUACACCGUCGGAGCCACACUGGAGAGCGGCCUUACAAAUGCGAGCUCUGCAACUAUGCAUGUGCCCAGAGCAGUAAGCUGACGCGCCAUAUGAAAACGCAUGGCCAGAUAGGGAAGGAGGUCUACCGCUGCGACAUUUGCCAGAUGCCCUUCAGUGUUUACAGCACCCUGGAGAAACACAUGAAAAAGUGGCAUGGAGAACAUUUGCUGACAAAUGACGUCAAAAUUGAGCAGGACAACGCUGCUUAG